This is a messenger RNA of Clarias gariepinus (North African catfish), 15501 nucleotides long. It is a transcript of the gene baz2a, whose product is annotated as bromodomain adjacent to zinc finger domain, 2A. Gene Ontology annotation, cellular component: rDNA heterochromatin. Lineage: Eukaryota; Metazoa; Chordata; Actinopteri; Siluriformes; Clariidae. The record is from RefSeq and is a predicted model, not a curated record. Gene Ontology annotation, molecular function: protein binding; DNA binding. The transcript is spliced from 29 exons. The coding region runs from base 163 to 6954 and encodes 2263 amino acids.
UAUAGCUGCGUUCGGAAAAAAAAGCAGCCGUGUUUGCUAAUAUGAAAGCUAAAGAAAGCCUGAUUAGUAUUAACAUUACGCGUAUCGGUUAUUUCAUAUACCGUAAACCCGGGAUCGUAAAUGCAGCGUUGUCUAAUUGAUCGUAGGAAUUAGAGUAGUGAUAUGAAUGUAAAUGGCAUCACUACUCCAGAUGGGGACAGUCAGUCUGUCCCCCACCCUUCUUCUCCUCCUUAUCCCCAUCAACACCAUGAGUCCAUCAUGGAAUAUGACUACUUGUGGGCUGCAAAUCAUUACAAUUCUGCCAUGGGCUCUGACACUAGUUGUGAUACAGGUCGUGAAACAAUCCAAAAACAGCAGCAACAUCCUAAUGCCUUUCAGGGACAAUACCCACUCAACAAAACAACUGGGAGUUCUGAGCUGCCGCCGGUGACAAGGGAACAGUACUUGGGGUUAGAAGUUCCUGGCCAACAACAAGGUGGGAUGCCUGUGACAAUACGCUACUCUCAUGGCAUGUAUGGUGUUUAUCCAAACCAGGUGCACACUGGCAUUUCACUAAUGCAGCAUCAGCAGCCUCCAACAGUGCUUCAUCAACAAGAGCACCAGCAGCAACCCCCAUCUGAUCAUCUGCAGGCACGGCAGGAGCCUUAUGACCUAGUGCUAAAUGGAGUACCCUGUUAUCAGUCUCAGCAUGCAUAUCUGUCUUCUGAACAGUCUCAGUCCAUGACUUCACUAAUGCCUACUGCACAGAUUUUUACCCCUCUACAAGGAAGUCCACAGCACUCUCACAUAAACCACAGGAAGGCUGACAGUUCCAUGCCAGUGCAGUUAUCAGUAAUGUCACCUCCUACAAAGCAUGGUCAUGGUUCCCCUCAGAGAAAGCAGAAUCCAGGGAGCAGCACUGUGGCCCAUUUCUCCGGGAUUCAAGUCUGUAGAAAUAAUUCCCACCAAGUACUGGAUCAAGAUUACAGUGGUACUAAGAGGACAACAGCCCUUCAACAGCCAUCCACAAGUGACACUUUCUCUGUGAAAGCCUCAGGAACUUCCUUAGAACCCACUAACGACCAUAAUUUACAAGUCCAACAGUCACUUGUGAAUACAGAACCUGCAAAAGUGUGUCAUGACAUGGAAACCACUUUCAAGGAGUUGAGUCCAACUCCUGUCCCUAUCAUUCCACUAUCAAUGGCAACAGGAUUUCCUCAAAAUACUUCUGAGCCCACUGUCGUAUCUCCUCAAAGACUAUCAGCACAUGCUUCCAUUGUACCAAAUCGUGGAACAAGCACCACAUCAGCAUUGGUCUCCACUCCUCAAUUACUCACCACAUCUCCAUUAAAAGUCCAAACACCAAGACCUCAUGUGGUUUCUUUGUCUCCACCUAUUGUUACGGUGCCUGGAGCACUUUCAACUUCAAUAUCUCCUAGUCCGCAAAUAAGUCACGUCUCCAGUGUAUUGUCUCCUGGCAUAUUUAAAGUAUCUCAGAACCAGUCUUUUGCAUUACCUUCCAAGAUAAGUCGACAUAAUGCUUUUUCACCUAUAGUGGAGAACCAAGAUUCCAGGGGUCUACAGGUUACUCAGUCAGCUUUAUCUCAAAGUACACAUCAUUCCCUACUCUCUGGGCCUUCCUCCUCAUUUGCACCUGCACAAAGGGUUUUGGGAUCUCCUCCAAAAUUCCCAGGUCCUCAAACCAUUUUUUUGACUGAUAAAGCUGUUGAUAAUUCUAUUCUUUGUUCAUCCACUACAUCUUCUUCUUCAGUUUUUUCUAAAAAAUGUCUGUCUGCCCAGAAAUUCUCUGAGCUACCCCUUGCUGAAACUAAUACAAAUGUAUUAUCUUCUUAUAAGGGACCUGGUCAUACAGCUUUUCAUGAAUCAGCCCAGCAGACCAUUGACAUGUCAUUUUCUACUAAAAAAAACAACAGCAUUUCUGAAGUUAGCUGGACUCACCAGAAAGUCAGUGUGACAAGUUCAGUGUGUAAACAGGAAGGCCACACACAUCACUUGAAUGAAGCUCUUAAUAAAACCCCAGAGUCAUCUUUGAGCAUUCCUGCUAUAAUUGAACCAGAGAAGGAUUUUUUACUAGUAGUUAAAAAUGAUAGAUGCAGCAGCAAGGAGCAAGCCAGUCCUGGCAAAGGAAAUGAUAACCCCACAAAUGAUGUAUGGGAUACAAAUACUAAGAAAUGCAUGUCUUUGGCUGGAAUAGUUUGUGUAAAUAGGUCUGAUGCAGUGGAUUAUUCUGAGUACACCCAGGGUGAAAGUUUCUUCAUAUCUGGGAAUCAGUCCAUCAGCAAAUGCAUUGCAGAUAUAUUGCCAGAAAAUGACCAGACAGACACCCCUUAUGAUAAUGAUGCCAAGGAUUUGACUGCUGGAAGCUCCAAUGACGCAGUGCCACUCAAGGAUAAUUCCAAGAUCCACAAUUCCUUAGAUGACACUGCACAGCCUGAAACUUCAGAGAAUUUUUCGUCUUUUAACGAAUUCUUCGAUAAGUUUAAUAAAGUAGCGGACACAGGAGGGCAGGGAAGCGCUUGUACAGCUGUUGUAGACCCCAGCCUGCCAUUGCCUACCACUCUGUGUUCUAAAACGGAGAAGGCGGCAUGCACACUUAAGAUCAAAAAAGGUUCAGCUUCUCCUUCUCAAAGUUCAAUACAAAACAUAAAAAAUUCAGCACAUAAUGCUCCCAAAGUGAAAAAAAGGAAGGGUAACAAGAAAAACGACGAAAAUUUGCUGUUUGCUACGAAGACAAACAAAAAUUCCAAAGAUACUACUACAAGCCAGGUGCCUGAUGGAGCUUCAUCAUGUCUGCUCAAAGAAGAUCUUAUCAAUGACGUGUACUUGAGCCAAAAUGUUGCCCAUCCGGUUUCAAAAUCUGGAAAUGUGAAGAAGGCCAGACCAAAAAUAGUUGCUGGAAAGUGUUUAAAGUCAUCAAAAAUCAAAGUUAUUUUGGAUGAAAAAGUGAAGAACAGUGAUGACAGCACCAUAACAGGUGAUACACCAAAGCGAAGAAUUGCCUCAGAAGAGCAAGUCAUUUUCCCUCUCAUGCAUGGAUGGAGGCGAGAAAUUCGUGUGCGGAAACUUGACAACCGACUGAAAGGAGAAACUUGGUACUAUACACCCUGUGGGAGAAGGAUGAAACAGUUUCCUGAAGUCAUUAAGUACCUGAAGAGGCAUGAGGAAAAUCUGAUGGGAGUGACCAGGGAGCACUUCAGUUUUAGCCCACGUAUGCCUGUGGGGGACUUUUAUGAGGAGCGAGAAACACCUGAGGGGAAGAAAUGGUUUCUCCUGGCCAAUGAAGAGGUCCCAUCCAUGAUUAUGGCAAUAACUGGCAGACGUGGUCGCCCUCCAAACCCAGACAAGGAAGUCAAGCUUCAGUCUAGAGCUCGUCAGCUCAAGGGUGCCCAGCGUAGGCGUCCUGGCAGACCUCCUAAAUUGAAAUUUGUUGAUCUACUGAGCAAAAUAGAUGCCAGAAUGCUAAAGAGACUGGAGGAAAAAGAGGAGCUCACAGAGGAGGAUAAAGUUAAAUUGACCAAGAUCAAGAAGAAAAUGAAGAAAAAGGCAAGACUGAAAAGGAUGAAAGAUGCUAACAACAGGAAGAUCAGGCAGGAGAAACUAAAAGCUAAGUCAGAGAAUGGCAAAGUGCCUGUGCAUGACGAUCAAGCUCCAUCUUCAGACAAAGGCAUCUACGAGUCUGUCAACGAUCGACCAAAGCAGCUGUGUUCUGAAAUGGUAUGUUCUAUGAAAAGAACAGCAGGAGCCCGUAGCAAAGCUAAAGCCCUGGCUAAGGCUAAGGCUGAAGCUGAGGCACAACAGCAAGCUGCAUUGGCAGCUAAGAGGCAAGCAGAGAGAAGGGCAAAUGCCAAAAGACGCUUGGAGGAGAGGAAGAGGCAGCAGAAGAUCAUAGAGGAGUUGAAAAAGCCCACUGAGGACAUGUGCCUCACUGACCAAAUGCCUCUUCCAGAAUUGUCUCGCAUCCCAGGACUGGUUUUGUCAGGUGUUGUCUUCUCCCACUGUAUCACAGUGGUAGAGUUCCUGCACAGCUAUGGGAAGGUGUUGGGUCUUCAGGUGCCUAAGGAUAUCCCAAACCUGACCACUUUGCAGGAAGGUCUACUUGGACUAGGCAAAAGCCAGAGUGAACUUCUUGACCUGCUAAUAAAUUUGGUCAGUGCUGUGUUGCAAGAUCCUGGUUUGCCAUCAUACUACCAGUCAGUGAAGAUCCUAGGUGAAAAGCUGGUUGAUCUGGAACUGCAUCACAGCACAGUGUCUGAGGUGCUCCGCAUCUUUCUGGAAUCCCAUAGCUUUGACAGGGAUAUUUGCAAUAGUCUCAGAACUAGAAGCUUCGAAACCCUGAACCCUGAAGUUAAGGCCUCUAUCUUGGCCUUUCUGGUGGAGGAGCUCAAUGCCAGCAAAUCUGUCAUGAAUGAAAUUGACAAGACACUGGAGAACAUGACUACCUACAAGAAGAACAAGUGGAUUAUUGAGGGCAAACUACGCAAAAUAAAGGCUGCUCUAGCACGCAAAACUGGCCGCUCUGAAGAGGAGCUGGGUUUUGAGGACAGAAGGCGCAGUACCCGUGUAUGUUUGGCUGGAGAUAGCUUUGCAGAUAGCAGCUUGCUGGAGAAUGACGGCUCUCACCAACUUAAAGAUGAGCUCAAAAUGUGUCAGGCUGAAAGUUCAUUAAAUUCAAGUGUUCCUGAGCUGGAGCGACAGAUUGAAAAGCUAACCAAGCGGCAGGAUUUUUUUCGUAAGAAGCUGCUCCAGUCAUCACAUAGUAUGCGAGCAAUGUCACUGGGACAGGACCGGUAUCAGCGGAGGUACUGGCUACUACCAAAUAUUGGUGGUGUGCUGGUAGAAGGGCCAGAAGAAAUCUUGGCCUCAGAAGACAUUCUGAUCAAGGAUGAACCUAUACCUUUUGUUGACAGAGAGGUUAUGUCUUUUUUGAAGAAGGAUAACAUAAUGGAGCCACAUCUGUCUUCAGUGCGUAAUACUACCAGAACGCACCUACCUUUUUGCCUUCACCCUUCCAACAUCCCCCCUCCCCCCUCCAUUUCACCUCCUGCAGAUGCAGAUCCUCUUCCAGGUGAGGCUUCUCUCAUGAGUAGCUCUCGAGGGUGGGGCCGACCCCGCAAAAUUAGACCAGAAGUGGAACUCCAUUUACGCACAGUCAAGAAUCGGCGUCGCCGCCAAAAUAAAACAGGAGCAGAGAACAGAAAGGGUGACAGCCAAUCAGAAGACUUUACAAAGGAGCAAACAGAUAGGAGACUGAUGUCACCUAAGGAGUUAUGCACAGAGGAUUCGCUUAGCCCAUGUUCAUCUAUAUUAAUGCCUUCUAUUAACGAGACUCCUCUUCCUCUUGGUACUUGUCCUCACCUUAGACCAGUCACACUGGCAAAGGUUCCCAGACCUGGCAGGAGGUGCAGGAAGGGUGGAGGUGCUGGGUGUGGGAACUUCGAGGCAGAUUCAGUGAAACGCAGUGGCAGACCAUCUUCCUCUCCCUUUCAGGAAAAGGAGCAGAAGUAUUUAAAUCAACUAGUGGUUAAGCCAAUUCCAAGGGAGAUGGUGAAAGGUUGGUGGUGGAUCAGAAAGCCUGCGGAACUUACGGCAAUUUUGACUGCUCUUCAUCCCCGUGGUAUAAGAGAAAAGGUUCUUUGCAAGAACCUUACCAAACACAUGGAAUUUCUGACUGCAUACUGUACACAACCCAUGACAGAUCCUAUCUUUCACCUGAAGAUGGAGGAUGAUAGAGCCUUGCUGGAAGUGGCCAAGCAGCCAUGGGUAGAGCAGAAGCAUGCCCUGCAGAUUGACAUUAGCAUCCUGCAAAUGGUGGAGUAUCUGGAGCAAAGGGUGCUGGGUGCUGACCUGCAGCUUAAGAUUUUCACUGCUCCAGACCUCGACUCUACCAGGGAAGACCUUAAAUAUUGCGAACAUGAGGUGGAUCCCAGCGAAGACUGGAUGUUGAGGAGCAAAAAAGAAAGGUGGGAUCUUUUGCGUGUGCCCACAAACCCCCUGGAUCUGGCUGUGAUGCGCCUUACCAACCUGGAGAGAAAUAUUGAGAGGCGCUACCUCAAGGGGCCACUGUGGAAUCUUGCUGAGGUGGUGCGCUUAGCUCCUCUUCCAUGCCCAAAUGAAGGAGAGGAGAUUGACCAGGACAACCUCAGUCUAGAGAAUGAAAUCACACCUAGGUUAAGAACUUGGAGGCAGGCCUUGGACCGGUGUCGAAGUGCAUCGCAGCUCUCCCUGUGUCUACUGCAGCUGGAAAGAGCCAUUGCCUGGGAGAAAUCAAUCAUCAAAGUGACAUGCCAGCUGUGCCGCAAGGGUGAUAAUGAUGCAUGUCUAUUAUUAUGUGAUGGCUGUGAUCGUGGAUGGCACAUGUUCUGCCUGAGGCCGAAGGUCACUCGGGUGCCAGAAGGUGACUGGUUCUGUCCUGCCUGCAAUUCUCAGGAACCCGAUGAAGAUUCCCUGCCAAAAAAAUCAGCCAGACAAAGAGCAAAGGCACAAAAACGACGCCCCCCUUAUGGAGGAGAAAGGUCAACUGAGAAGUGUCGAAAUGCGCAGAACAUGACAUCACGGCAAAAAAAUGGCCUCACCCCCUCCACUGGGACAAGCUACUCACUGUCCAAACGCAGACGCAUGGCUACACGCAACCAGCCUGACCUCACAUACUGCGAGAUCAUUCUUAUGGAGAUGGAAGCCCAUCCUGAUGCCUGGCCUUUCCUAGAGCCUGUCAACCCCCGACUUGUACCUGGGUACCGCCGCAUCAUUAAAAACCCUAUGGAUUUUUUAACAAUGAGGGAAAAGCUUCUAAAGGGAGGCUAUUGUACUUGUGAAGAGUUUGCAGCAGAUGCUCAACUGGUCUUUAACAACUGUGAGCUCUUUAACGAAGAUACAUCAGAGGUGGGCAUGGCUGGACACUCCAUGAGACGUUUUUUUGAGAGCCGCUGGGCAGAGUUCUAUUCAAACGUUCUAUAAAAUAUAUAUACUUUUUUUCUUUCAUUGUGCCAUCCUGUUUUUUGUAUAUUGUUGCUUAGGGGCAUAGUAUUAAAUUAGAAUUCUUAAUUUAAUUUCUUUUAAAGAAAAAAAACAUAGGAACUGAGGCGUAUAGCACACUGCGGGUAAUUACUUAAUGAUGCUAAAAGAAAAACUUGUUUUUUUUUUUUUUUAAAUUGUGCCAUCACACUGAAAAACAACAAAAUGGACUGGGGUGCACCAUUAUUAAAAAUGCCUAAUUAUACACCACUUCUUCAUUUCUAUUUAUAACUUAACUGUUUCAUGUUUGUUCUUUUGGAAAUGAUAAAGGUAUGUACUGCUUCUCUGGGAUUUUGCGUACUAUACUUAAUUUAUAAAUUUUUACUACUACCUUUUAUUAAGCACUAUACAGUUAUAUCUUAAGUUUCUUUUUCAGAUAUAUUAAUUUUAAUCAUGCAGCCGAAGUUGCAACAAAUGUGAUCAAGUGACAGAAUCCCAUUACCAAAUAGAGUGCAUACUUUGGCUCUCCAAAUUGCGAAAAAAAACAUAUAAUAAAUGUGGAAUCAUUUCAGUCAGCAUACCCUCACCCUGAAUUUGUGCUGCUUUACUAACAAAAAAAACGUUUUUGUCCAAUGUUUUACACUUAACACCAGGACACAGGAUCAAUGCUUCUGCUCAUCUGGGUCAACAUUACAGCAUUGUCAGACAUUCAAAUUAUCCAUCCGUUCAUCUUCAACCGCAUAUCUAAAGUCAUGUCGUUAGGGUAGCAGUUCCAGCAGGGAACCUCAAACUUCCCUUUCCCCAGCCACCUCAGCUAACUAUGACUGGGGAAUCCCGAGGCCGAGAUAUAAUCUCUCCAUCUACAGUAGUCCUUGGUCUGCCCUGUGUUCUCCUUCCAGUAGGACGUGCCAAGAACACCUCCCUAGGGAGGCGUCCUGGUGGCAUCCUUACUAGAUACCCGAACCACCUCAACUGACUCAGUUGCAUGCAAAGAGUUUCUCACGGAUGACUGAGCUUUUCAUCUUAUCUCUAAGCAAAAAGCCAGAACGGAAUCCGCAUUGUUCCUCGUCUGAACCCUCCUUUCCAGCACCUUAAAGUGCACCUCCCCAGGGAGGCUGAGUAGUGUAAUACCCCUAUAGUUGGCACACACCCUCUGGGCCCUCUUUUUAAAAAGGGGAACUACCACCCCAGUCUACCACUUCUUAGGCACUGUCCCAGGCUUCCACGCAAUGUUGAAGAGGCGUGUCAACCAAGGCAGUCCCUCAACAACCAGAGCCUUUAGCAUUUCCGGACGGAUCUCAUCAAUUCCCGGGGCUUUGCCACUGUGGAGUUGUUUGACCACCUCAGUGACCUUGCCCAGGUUGAUCAAUGCCAACCCCCAUCAUCCUCCAGUUCUGUCUCUGCAAAAAAGGGUGAAUUUGUCAGGUUUAGAAGUUCCUAAAAGUGCUCUUUCUACUGCCUGAUUACCUCCUCAGUCAAGGCCACCAGGUUCAAGGGAACCAACCUUGCUGUACACAGCUUGGUUGGUUUCCCGUCUCCCCCUCCUGGAGUGCCGGAUGGUUUUCCAGAAGCACCUUGGUGCCACCCAAAAGUCCUUCUCCAUGGAUUCUCCAAACUCCUCCCACACCCACUGCUUUGCCUCUGCUACUGCUGCGGCUGCUUCCUUAGUUGGUCAGCUUUCCUAACCACAGGUGUCCCCCACACUGUUUGAGGGUUACCGCCCCUUAAGGCAACCAGAAGACCACAUCUCAAAGCUGCAGCUUUAGCAAUAGAAGCUUUGAACAUUGACCACUCUGAUUUAAUGUACCCAGCUCCUACAGGGAUGCUGGAAAAGCUCCGCUGGAGAUGCGAGUUGUAGGCCCAUUUGUCCAAUUGGACAGGGGCCUCCCCUAGACGUUCCCAAUUCACCCGCACUUCCUGUUUGGGCUUACCAGUUCUGUCCAGUGGCCUCCCCUGCCACCUGACCCAACUCACCACCAGAUGGUGAUUAGUUUACAGCUUUGCCGCUUCUGCCGCCUGGGUCUGGUUCGUCGAGGCCCUCGGCCUUCACUGCUACCCAAAUAAAAGCGCCCCCAACCACUUUGGUUUCUCUCAUAGGUGGUGGGUCCAUGAGAUGGGGGAGAACAGGGGUCCACGUUGCUCUUUUGGGUUGUGCCUGGCUGGGCCCUGGCCACAAGACGCUCACCAGACGCUCGCUGAUGGCCAGACGUUCACUGAUGGACACUUGUUGACGGCCACGAGACGCUCGCUGAUGUGAGUGCCUGGCUUCAGACAUGGGCCCUGGGCUUCCUCCGGGCAUGGUCUUUUUGCUCCCUCCUCUUUUUGCUCCCUCCUCUUUCAUGGGGUUUUUUAAACCAUAAAGUAUGGUUAGUCUGGCCCCACGCCUGAGACCACUUUGCGUUGGGAGACCCUACCAGGAGCACAUGACUCCAGACAACACCACUCCCCGGUUCAUGAGGGCACGCAAACCUCUCCACCGCAAUAAGGUGAUGGUUCAUUAAAUCAGUUAAAUUUUAUUUAUAUAGUGCUUGUUUAGCAAAGGACAGCUUUACUGGGAAAAAAAUCUGGAUAUAAAUUGGAAAAUUACUUUAUAGCUUUAUUAUUUUAUCCCAAACGAGCAAGCCAGAAUUGUGCUAUCGAUAACAGGAAAUGCAUUUUAAUUUUUAUGAGAUCCAGUUUGUUAAGACUACUCUUUGUUCUCUCAUUUAUGGCAAUUAAAGACCUAUAACUAUUAGAGCAACUGCUGUCAAUUUUAUAGCCAUCUUCAUGGUUUCUAAGCGGAGCUGUACUUGGCAUGAUUGGGCAGGUCAAAAGAGCAGAAGGAAUCAGGUUAAUUGCUAUCAUGUGUAGUGGCAUGAGUAGCUCAAUGAAGGGGGAGGGUGAACUCAGCUACCUACUGUACCUGAAAAUGACUGUUAUCCCACUAGUAGAUUUUUCUUCCCUUAUGGCACAGGUACUGUAUAUUCCAAGGCAACAAGCUUAAGAAAAUCAAAAUUAAGCUCAAAUACAUUGUAUAUAUAAUAUUCUAUGAACAUAAGACACAAUUUUUACACAUGAAUUAGCCACCGCAAAGUUCUGACCCUAACCUUGGAAUUUAGUAAAGAAGACUAUGGAUUGAGUCCACUGUCCCAUCAUCUAUACAAGAUAUCAGCCAAAAUUGCAACCAUGGAUGGAAAUACCUGUUGUGAUGGUGCAUAACAUUGUCAAAACAAUAACGAUGAAAAUGUGCACUGUAAUCAAAGUGACACAUAUUUAUUUAUUUAUUCAUUUUUGACUAGCUAGUGUGUUAAAUUUUGAUUAUACACAAGGAUGCAGAAAAUGUGUAUUAGCACUGUAAACUAUGUGAACCUUAUAUAAUAUACUGCCCUAAGUACCUAUCAAUUGAUGGUUAAAGUAUUUGUAGAAAUAGUUAAAUUUAGACAAGCUGAUCAGCUUUAAUGUAAUCAGUGAUAUUAUUUCAGGUUGAAGCCCAUGUAUAUGUCUGCCUAUCCUUCUGUAUGGCAGAACCUCUGCUUAACUUGUUGAUUCAAAGAAAUUACAUUUUGUAAGGUUGAGUAACUUAUGCCUUUUUUUUAAGUUAAAUUGUACUUCUUUUGUUGUCAGCCAAAUACUUGUACACUUGUACCCUGUUCAGUAAUCAGAGAGUGAAUCACAGAUAAGAAAUCCUUAAAAUACUGUAGAUCGGAUAAAGAUUAUGUUUUCUUAAAAUGACACCAGCUCAUUAAAAUUCACUUAUACUACUUCAGCACUUUUAUUUCACUGGUGAAAAUACCAAUUAAUUUCAGUAAAAAUAUUAAGUUUAUCUUUUCUAAUUACAGUGGAACUUUGGAUUGCGAGUAACUUGGUCUGCAAAUGAGUUGCACAACGAGCAAAAUUUUAAAAUAAAUUUAACCUCGCUAAAUAAGCAAGGUCUUGAUAAUCUGGAUAUAUAUAGGUGCAUGUUUAUUUCUUUUAAUUUUAAUGCUUAUGGCUUACAGCUAACAAAAACCCAAAAUUCAGUAUCUUAGAAAAUUAGAAAAUUACUUAAGAUGAAUAAAAAAAAUUUAACACAGAAAAGACUACUAAGAAGUAUGAACAUGUACAGCUCAAUACUUGGUCUGAGCUCACUUUGGAUGAAUUACUCCAGCAAUGUGCCGUGGCAAGGAGGUGAUCAGUUUGUGGCACUGCUGACAUGUUAUGGAAGCCCAGGUUGCUCUGAUCGCGGCUCUUAGCUCUUCUGCGUUGUCUGGUCUGGUGUCUCGCAUCUUCCUUAUCAUGGUACCCCAUAGAUCUUUUAUGGAGUUUUGGUUGAAUGAGUUUGCUGGUCCAUCAAGAUACCAUGAUACUUAAACCAUGUAUUAAGACUUUUGGCAGUGUGGGCAGGUGCCAUGUCCUGCUGGAAAAUGAAAUAUUCAUAAUGCCUUGGAUUCUGUGCUUGUCCUCUCUUCUUCCAGACACAGGCACCUUGAUCUCCAAAUAAAACGGGAAAUUUACUUUCCAACAGUCCAAUUCUUUUUGUCCUUAGCCCAAGUAAGACAACUCUGACAUAGUCUCUGGUUCGAGAGUGGCUUGAUGCAAGGAAUGCGACAGUUGUAGCCUAUGUGGUGGAUCUUAAAGCACUGACUCCAGCUGCUGUCCACUCCUGUUGAAUCUCCCUCAAAUUUUUAAAUGUUUAGUUUUACAAUCAAUUUAAGGCUGCGAUUAUUCCUGUUGUUAUCCUGCGGUUAUUUCAUUUGCGUUUUUAGUUCAACUCUAUUGUAGGGAUUUUACCCAUAGGUAUAUUUUUAAAAGAAAUUGGAUGUCUUUAUUUAUAUUUUUACACACUCUGCACUUCUUUAUAUUUACAAAACCAUUAGCAGAAAAUAGACACAUUUAUACAUACCUGCCCACUAUCAUGAUUUUUGCAUAGUGCACAAUUUGCUUGUAUAAAUUUAAAUUUUAUUUGUCACAUCCAGAGUCAUACACAGUACGAUAUGCUUGGACAACUGCCCGUGACCUUAUAAAAGACUGAAUAGAAAGUAAAUAUAAAAAAGAAAACAGAAGGUAAAUUUAACUAAGAAAGAAUAAAAUUAAAUAUUAAAUUAAAAUAAAAUAACACAAUUGUACAGUACAAAAAAUACAAUAUAAGAAAAAUAUAUGAAAAAAUAUGGAAAAUAAGAAACAGCUGUACAAUACAGAGAUAUAGACUUUAUGGACUUUUUGUGUGGAAAUGAAGUUGAAUAUAAUUUAAAUAUACAUUGUAAAUUUUGAAUGUUCACUGAAUAAAUCCAAACAUAGCUUCUUACUGCCUAUAUAGAACAAAAAUGCAGUUUAAAAAUGUUUUAUAAAUGGACAGUGUUGCCAUUGUUUUAACAUUCUUUGCCAUGUGCUUACACUGUUACCCUGCCCUGGUACAUGCCCAGAAGCAAUUUCUUUUUAUUUUUAUCCCAAAUGAAAGUCAAAAGUUUAAUUAGUCUUAAGUCAUGAAUUUUGUCCUAGGCAUGUGUAUAGUAUGAAAUAAUGUGGGUUUUAAUGUGCAUGAUCAGAAACUUAAAAACAUGCUGGUUUGUGUAAAGUUUUUCUUAACCCCCAUAUCAUCCAAAUCACUUCAAACUUGUCUUUUUUGUUUGUAUUUGUACCUGCAACGUUAAUAUUUGUGCUUUGAGAUAUUAAGAUUUAAAUUUUGCCCAAAUUGCUUUUAAGUCUUAUUUGUUGAGCCAUUGUUUGUGUAAAAAAAGUGAUUUGAAGUGAUUAAGACGAUAAGAGGAAACUAAAUAAAAAAGAAACCAUUCAAAAUCAGAAAAACUGAAUAAGCACAAAUUAUUAUUUUGCAAGCACAUAUGAUGCACAAACAAACUAACAUGAUUUUGUGAAUUGUCUGAUUAUGUCGGGGCCAGCUUUACACAGUUUGAAUUUUGAGACUAAUUAAAUAUUCCGUUUGUGCUAUCGACCAGUGAUAAUUGUCAGUUUUACUUAAACCAGUUACUCUGGCAUUAACCUGGAUUUUGUACAAAGAAAAUGUAGCACAAGCAACCUUACUUUGAACAUUAUUUUCCUCCUCCACCCAUCGCCAUAAAAUACUCCAUCAGCUCAGAGUUGUGCUGAGAUUGGCUAGGAUUGAGCUCAAUUAUAGUGUGACUCAUUUGAUCUUUCACAGGGAAUUUCUCUAUGUGGCUCAGCUAACAUUUUUCUUUACUUUUUCAAUUAUCAACUGCUUAAAUUUGUCACAAAUCUAAAACUUUUUUUAAGUAUAGAUUUCUAUUUGGUUUCAAUUCUAAACUUGAUAUUUUCAGGCAUUUUCAGGCAUUCAAAAAAAAUCUAAGCAUUUAAAAUCAAGUUUUGUUUUCUGCUGAUUUUAUUCCAUAAAACAGUAGGUUAUUAAGUAGACUAUGUACUGUAGGUUAUUACUCUGUUUGGGAGUUUAUAGGGAUUCACAUUAAUCAACAACAGUAGUUUAAUUCAGAUUGCUGUUUCCAUUAGCAUAUUUUUUAUUGGGUUGAAGCAUUUUUGUACAAUGAUACAAUUUAACACCUUGUUCAUUGUGAGCAGAGGUACACAUAUUGGAAGAUUCACAUGUGGUGUUUUCCCAUCUGCUCAUUCCAUUGUUUAGUACCUAUAGCAAAGUUAUCACCUUGUGAUGCUUUGCCUAUAAAAACUGAAGCUGCUUAUUUUUUUGUCAAGUUAACUGGCCUGGGUGGCUCUGUCAGGCCUUUACUUAUAACCUGUUACUUAACCUUCUUCUCUAAUCUCUUUCACUGCUGUCCACAAAUGCAUUUUUUAUGAACUACUUAGGAUUUGUACUAAAUUUGUCACAAGUUUCAUGAUGCACUUUACCAUGCAGUAAGAGACAGCACUCAUAAUUAGUGCAAAUUGCAUACUUUAUUAAAAAAGGGAACCCCUCAUCCAAUUGUUAAGAUGACUACUUAUUAAGGCCAUUAGAAUUAAAUUUUAAGGAUAUGAAUCACUCUGUAUUAAAAAGAGUAUCACAAAAUUCUGGUACUGCUCUUUACUGAGGAUUACUAAAUUACAGUUUUUUUUUUGUUUGUUUGUUUUUCCUGAAAAUAAGAAUUACUCAGAGAUUUAUUGCUAAGUUUUAGCAACUCUUUUAACUAAGAAUACACUUUUAGCAGUGAUUAAUAUGGGUUAGCUGGGAACAAGACAUCUAACUUUAAAAUGAGCAUUAUGGGAGGUCACUUAAAUGCGUAGUGAAAUCGGGGAGAAAUAUUAGAUGUUUAAUAAUAAAAAUAAGAGCUUUUGUAACAGUGCAAAGGGACCCCAAGGAAUUGACACUAAACUGCUGAUUAGCUUUAAUAAAACCACUUAUUAGUGCGGCUUAUCAGACAAAAAAGGCUUUUUAAUUUAAUAGGGAUCAUAAAGAAUGGACUGUGGAGCAUUGUAAAAGGUCAUGUGCACCAGGAGCAAAUAAGGUUAAGAGCUUCGCUCAAGGGCUCAACAGUGACAACUUGGCGGUGGAGGGGCUUAAACCCUCAAUCAGUAAACCAGAGCCUUAAUCAUCUGAGCAUUGCAUGCACAUUGUAUGAAAUAGCUUUGCCCUCUGCUGUAGUUUUUAUAAUCUGUUCAUAAUUUCAGGCCAUAAAUCACUAGCAGUUUACUCGGGUACUGUGGUCCAAGACCAUUUAGUGCUUUACACUGUAAGACAAUAGUAGUAUUUUCAAAAUCAGUGUGAAAUGUCACUGGGAGCUAAUGCAGUGUGGAUGAGAUAGAAAUGAUGCGCUUUUAUCUUACUAGCUUUUAUCUGAUACUAGUGAGGACUCUGACUGCUGCAUUUUGGACUACCUGAAGCUUGUUUAUGUUUGUGUUUAAACAAACACAGGUCAUGCUGUAACCUCUCGCAGCCGGAGGUCUAGAGAAAGCUGAUUGGCCAAAUUCUUUCAGAGGGGAGAUAUUUAAUGCUCCCACAUUAAUCACGGCUCUACAUCCAAUCAGGGGUGUCUGUGAGCUCACGUGCCCAAGCAGUUCGAAAAGAUGCGGUUGGCUGGCGUCACAUGGUUCAGAGAAAACACCUGAUAGUCUUCCGCCCUCCCGACUGACUGGUAGUAAUAGUCUUAUUGUAGGAGCCUACUAGUGAUGAGGAGGAAUUGGAUACCAAAAAAAAUAAAUAAAUACAUGGGAGUUAGAAUCAAAAAAAUCUCACAUUUGGACUCAUCAGACCAAGCCAAGGUUUUUCACUGACUCUAGGUUAAUUUGUCUUAUUUUUACUUUACAGCAGUGAUUCCAUCAGUUUGCGCUCACCCAAGUCAUUGGCGAUGUGAUUAGCUUCACACACACAGUGUCUGCACGUACAAGCAGAAACACUUACCUGUCAGGAUUUUUUACUUUAUAUUUUGUAUAAAUAAUUUUUUAUGUAUUUAUUUUUGUUGGGCUGUGGAACAAAUAAUUUGAGUUUCCGUUAUUUCUUAUUGGGAAAUUCACGAGUGUUAUGAAAUACGAGCCCACUUCCAGAAUGAAUUAUAUUCGUAAUCAAAGGUUCCACUGUAAUGAUUCCUUUGCCACAAUUUAACAAUGAUGGGGUGCUGUAAAUCUGCAGUUUCCAAGGCUGGUCAUUCUAAUAAACUCGAUCUCUGCCGCAAA